This is a messenger RNA of Komagataella phaffii GS115, 1815 nucleotides long. RefSeq names its product putative type-III integral membrane protein of unknown function. Lineage: Eukaryota; Fungi; Ascomycota; Pichiomycetes; Pichiales; Pichiaceae. The record is from RefSeq and is a predicted model, not a curated record. The transcript has a single exon. Bases 1 to 1815 code for a protein of 604 amino acids. Gene Ontology annotation, molecular function: zinc ion binding.
AUGAGUAAUGGCAAACGGUCUUUAGCUGAAGUUUUGGACACCGAAGAACUAAAGGUCCAAGAGCAGAACGAAGAAAACAAUUUGGAGUCACAGGCGGAGAAUGAAGAUGAAGUUGACUCGAAGUUCUGUGUCGAGUGCUCAGAUAUGCCGACAGAGAUUUUUUGUGUGUCCUGCUCGGAGAAUUUUUGUAAACCAUGUUUUGGGAUGAUUCAUCGUAAAGGAAAGAGAAAAAACCAUAAGAGGGAAGAAGUUUUACCCGAUUCGAAUGGAGAUGCUCCUCAGAUCUCUAAUAUGUCACAAGAUAUCACCGGUAGAAGUGGUUUGGAAAAUGCGAACGGUUCUGAGAACGAUGAAGAAGACGAAAUCGUUCCUGACUCCUCUAAUCCAGAGAAAGAAAACAUAGAGAAAGUGAUCAUGAGUGGAAUCAAGAAGAACAUUUCGUACAUUCCUUUGCGAUUAACCCAUCAAGAGCGUCAGUUGCUGAGAUUACUGGAGGCUUCGUUGCACGUUUCUGAGUACACUGAUAAGGUAGACAUACUAUCGCAUACCUCCAAGGCCAAGCGGAUUGUGUCUCAGCUGAAAGAAAUGUGCUCUAUUCUUGCUGGUCUGGUCGUCGCGUCUGACCUUAAAUUGGGACAGGAAUUGAUUGUGGAGAAGGAGUUUGCAGAUAACGCUGAAUGGUAUCAGAAAGUUUUUGAAAUUGGUCGUCGGUACAAGAUCAUGAAUCCAGAAAAGAUGAGAGACACCUUCGGUAAGUUGUGUUACAUGGUGAUGGAUUCCAAGCUUCCCCAAAUCGAAGAAUAUUUGGAAUUUAACCUAUACAAACCAAUCCAAACUGUAGAGAGAUACCUUUCUUCAAGAGACGACCCCCAGGUGUUCAAAAUGUUUGACGAUGAAAGCAUAAUAUAUGCUACGGCUGAGAUUUCUCCCGGCAACAGAUCGAGAUAUCAAAUCAAUAGAGAUAUCAAACUGAAAGAGAGGUCAAUAGAAAAAAUAGCUUCAACCUACUCCUCAUCAAAAGGGUUCACCAAGGAAGAGAUUAGACAGGUGCUUUAUUCUAUUGGCGACUUCAAUGCAUAUACUAACGCCAAUAGAAAACCUAUUCUUCGGAUGAUAACUAGAUUGUCGAAGUUUGAAAACCUCUCCAAUGAAUACUCCCUGGGCAUUAAGUUUGGCCAAGGCGGAGCAAGACUGUCCCAUAACCAUCAAAAACAAUAUCAAUACGUGUUCCAGUCGUUACAGUUAUGGUCGCACAUAAUGAGAGAAAUGAUACAUCUUUGGUCCUUGGCCGAUGAUGACCUGUUCUCCCCACAGCAAUACCACAUGCAAUCUACAGGUCAGGGACUACACAGAGUUAAGGCCUGUCCUAAAGUUUCCAGAGCAAUGUAUAAGAUAUUGGGUGAAUGUGAACGUAAAUGCAACGGAUGGGUUGGCUCCCAAGUGGUUCAUACCGGAGAUCGUGAUGUUCCAAAUGCUUUAUUUUUCUUGGAUAAGUAUAACCAGGUUCCCCAAAUCCUAAUACCGAUCGACCGUUGCAUCGACGAAUUGAAUGAAGCCGUCAAGGAUAAGUUCAUCAAGACACACAUUGAAUCCCAAUUUGGAAGUGUCGAAAAGCUCUGCGAUAUCAUACUGACCGAUUUCUUCAGACACGCUUUUGACGGUUCUGGAGCAGACAAUUUUUACGAUGCUGGUUCCUGCAUCGAUGGUCGUCUGACAUCAGCUUGGAACUUUGUCCAAAACAUCUCAAAGCGCCAGUACUACAAGUUCUUCAUGAUGGUCGGCUGCACUGGUUUCAAUGGUACUGAAGGCUGGUGA